UCUGUGGUUUCUAAAUCACUUUGGAGAAAUUUCUGCAUAACUAUAAUGUCUCACGUGCAUAUUUGUAAGUAGGUCGCAGUCCUCUCUGUUCCUGCCAACUUGUUUCAUGUGCUUCCAUCUUCAGCCUCCAUCUGAAGGCACUCUUUAAGACAGAGCUUCGAUUCUGCUGCAACCCAUUUCCACACAGUGCCUUGUCAAAUCUCUUCCUUCUCUACCCAUUCUCUCCAUCACACCUCCUACCAUUGUAUCUCUCCAUCACUUCUCCUUUUUCCAUCUGCAGAAACAUUCAUUCUCUCCUCCAACCUCUCUCCAUAUUUUAGCUGGUUCAUCAGUUUUACUGGAUGUUAUUAUUUUAUCUCUUUUUCCUUCUCUCUCUCUCUCUCCCUUUCAUUCUCUCUGUUUUCAUCUUGGAGACAGGAGUGUGCAUGCAGCAUCAAAUCUAAGUCUCUGCUCUGCUUAUGCGCUCUGCGCUACAAUCCUUCUUCCUCUCCCCUCUGUGCUUUACCGCACUGCUCACAUCUCCUCUCUCCACAUCUCCUUCUCUUCCUCACUUUUUCUUUCUCUACCUGCAUCUCUGUCACACCACAGGCUCUCAUUUCCACUGGGCAUUGCUGCGCUCUGUUUUGCUGUUUGGAGAAAGGCGGUACGCUCUGGGGAUCUUUUUGCGCCAGGGCUGAGCACUCUCCAGCGUCGUGCAGAGGAGGAUUUAGCUGCUCCUGGUGCACCAGGUUUGACUUGCCUUGGAUUCCUUGGAUCUGUGUGAUCUGGAGAACAGUGGAGGACAGGAGGAGGAAGAGGGGGGUGAGAGGUUUAUUGGCUUGGAGGAGUUGAGGCUUCAAGGUGGUGGCAGUGGCGGCUGAUGGUUGCCUGUCGAGGGUCAUGCCCUGGGACUUGUGUGUUAUUUGGCAGUUGGCGUUGGAGAUCCUGUCCCAUUUUUGCCCCCCUUGUGGGGCAGAAUUAAACCUGGUCCCGGGGAAAACCGCCGGGCACCAGUGGCUGCAGUGUGAAGAGUGGACACCAUGAACCAGCUGGACGCACCAAGACCACUUAACUGGACCAUCAGGAAACUGUGCCAUGCAGCCUUCCUGCCAUCUGUGCGGCUGUUAAAGGCACAGAAAUCGUGGAUAGAAAGGGCAUUCAGCAAGAGAGAAUGUGUUCAUAUCAUUGUGAGCGCCAAAGACCCCCAUAGGUGCUGUUGUGGUCGUCUCAUAGGUCAGCAUGUUGGUUUGCCUCCUGGCAUCUCAUCCAGUCAAAAUGACAAAGCAGAGCGUUUGGCCAAAAAUGACAGCCUGUCAGAGAAGUGGUCAAUCAGCAAGCACACGCAGCUCAGCCCCACUGAUGCCUUCGGCACCAUCGAGUUCCAGGGAGGAGGACACUCCAACAAAGCCAUGUAUGUGCGGGUGUCUUAUGACACCAAGCCUGACCUGCUGCUCCACCUGAUGACCAAGGAGUGGCAGCUGGAGCUUCCUAAGCUGCUCAUCUCAGUCCAUGGAGGCCUACAGAACUUCGAGUUACAGCCUAAGCUCAAGCAGGUCUUUGGCAAAGGGCUCAUCAAGGCAGCCAUGACAACAGGGGCCUGGAUAUUUACAGGAGGUGUUAACACAGGGGUGAUCCGCCACGUGGGGGAUGCACUGAAAGACCACGCCUCCAAGUCAAGAGGCAAAAUCUGCACCAUUGGUAUAGCUCCAUGGGGCAUUGUAGAAAAUCAGGAGGACCUUGUUGGCAAAGAUGUGGUGCGUCCGUACCAAACUAUGUCCAACCCCAUGAGCAAGCUGACGGUCCUCAACAGUCUUCACUCCCACUUCAUCCUGGCAGACAAUGGCACCACAGGAAAGUAUGGAGCUGAAGUCAAACUGCGGCGCCAGCUGGAGAAACACAUCUCCCUGCAGAAGAUCAACACACGGAUCGGCCAAGGCGUACCAGUGGUGGCUCUUAUUGUUGAGGGAGGCCCUAAUGUGAUCUCCAUUGUGCUGGAGUACCUCAGGGACACUCCUCCGGUCCCUGUGGUGGUAUGUGAUGGCAGUGGGAGAGCCUCUGACAUCUUGGCCUUUGGACACAAAUACUCAGAGGAGGGAGGCAUAAUUAAUGAGUCUCUUAGAGACCAGCUGCUGGUAACCAUCCAGAAAACCUUCACCUACAGCCGCACACAGGCCCAACAUCUGUUCAUCAUCCUCAUGGAGUGCAUGAAGAAAAAGGAACUGAUAACAGUUUUCCGGAUGGGCUCUGAGGGUCAUCAGGACAUUGACCUUGCCAUCCUCACUGCAUUGCUCAAAGGUGCCAAUGCUUCAGCCCCAGACCAGCUGAGUUUGGCUCUUGCAUGGAACAGAGUGGACAUCGCACGAAGUCAGAUCUUCAUCUAUGGACAGCAGUGGCCUGUUGGCUCCCUUGAACAGGCGAUGCUGGAUGCCUUAGUUUUGGACAGAGUGGACUUUGUCAAGCUUUUGAUUGAAAAUGGAGUCAGCAUGCACCGUUUUCUCACGCUUUCCAGACUGGAGGAGCUGUACAACACGCGACAUGGACCAUCAAACACACUUUACCACCUUGUGAGAGAUGUCAAAAAGGGAAAUCUGCCACCGGACUACCGCAUCAGCCUCAUUGAUAUCGGACUGGUCAUUGAAUACCUCAUGGGUGGGGCAUAUCGAUGCAACUAUACCAGGAAGAGGUUCAGAACACUGUACCAUAACCUCUUUGGGCCCAAAAGGCCCAAAGCACUGAAGCUGCUGGGAAUGGAGGAUGACAUGCCAAUCCGCAGAGGCCGACAGAAGACAACACGUAAGCGUGAGGAAGAGGUGGACAUUAAUUUGGAUGACCCUGAGAUAAACCACUUUCCCUUCCCCUUCCACGAGCUCAUGGUGUGGGCUGUGCUUAUGAAGCGGCAGAAAAUGGCGCUGUUCUUUUGGCAGCAUGGCGAGGAAGCUAUGGCCAAGGCUCUGGUGGCAUGCAAACUAUGCAAGGCUAUGGCACAUGAAGCAUCUGAGAAUGACAUGGUGGAUGACAUCUCCCAGGAACUCAACCAUAACUCCAGAGAGUUUGCCCAGCUAGCUGUGGAGCUCCUAGAUCAGUCCUAUAAACAGGAUGAGCAGAUGGCCAUGAAGCUAUUGACAUAUGAGCUGAAAAACUGGAGCAAUGCCACCUGCCUGCAGCUGGCGGUAGCAGCCAAACACAGAGACUUCAUCGCUCACACCUGCAGCCAGAUGUUGCUGACCGACAUGUGGAUGGGGCGUCUACGCAUGCGCAAGAAUUCAGGCCUGAAGGUGAUAUUAGGCCUGCUUCUUCCACCAUCCAUACUGAGUCUGGAGUUCAAAAACAAGGAUGAGAUGUCCUACAUGCCACAGGAUCAGGACACCUACCUGCAGGAGAAGGAGGAGGAGGAGCCAGAGAAGCCAGUCAAGGAGAAAGAGGAGGAGGACAUGGAGUUCACAGUAAGAGCUUACUGUGAGACGCAGUACAACUCCGUGGCAAUGCUAGGUAAGGUAACCACAGAGACAUCCAGAAAGAAGGAUGUUGAGGAGGUUCAGAGCCGCCACCGCCUUAUCCCCAUGGGACGCAAGAUAUACGAGUUCUACAACGCUCCGAUUGUCAAGUUCUGGUUUCAUACGAUGGCAUAUGUGGGAUACCUGAUGUUGUUUAACUACAUUGUCCUAGUCAAGAUGGACCUGUGGCCUUCUCCUCAAGAGUGGAUUGUCAUUGCUUACAUUUUCACCAAUGGCAUUGAAAAGAUGAGAGAGAUCCUUAUGUCAGAGCCGGGAAAGUUGCUACAGAAGGUGAAGGUGUGGCUACAAGAGUAUUGGAAUAUCACUGACCUCAUGGCAAUCCUCAUCUUCUCCGUCGGCAUGGUCCUGCGUCUCCAGGAGCCGCCGUUCAUGAGCUACGGGCGGGUCAUCUACUGUGUCAAUAUUAUCUACUGGUACAUCAGGCUGCUCGACAUUUUUGGAGUCAACAAGUACCUGGGUCCCUAUGUGAUGAUGAUUGGCAAGAUGAUGAUCGACAUGAUGUAUUUUGUCAUCAUCAUGUUGGUAGUGCUCAUGAGUUUUGGGGUGGCACGUCAGGCCAUCCUCAAUCCUAAUGAAGACCCGUCCUGGAUGCUGGCCAGAAACAUCUUCUUCAUGCCUUACUGGAUGAUCUAUGGGGAGGUGUUUGCCGACCAGAUUGACCAUAUGCAUAUUAAGAAGGUACAGCAAAGGCUGAAUGAAAAACUCUGGCCGGUCGAAAAUUACUUACGAACGCACGGAACCUGGCGUAGUUAUGGUCCAUCCCACAUUGGCCAGACCACUCAAAAUUCCACUCCCUGCGGGCAGAAUAUCACAACAGAGGACGGGGUGGUGGUGGCCCUGCCGCCAUGUAAGACUGGUGCUUGGAUUGUACCCGCGAUCAUGGCCUGCUACCUGCUGGUGGCCAACAUACUGCUCGUCAACCUACUUAUAGCAGUGUUUAACAACACAUUCUUUGAGGUAAAGUCCAUCUCAAACCAAGUGUGGAAGUUUCAGCGCUACCAACUCAUCAUGACGUUCCAUGAACGGCCAGUCCUUCCUCCACCCCUCAUUAUCUUCAGUCACAUAACAAUGGUCCUAAAGCAUCUAUGCUGUCGCUGGCGCAAGCAUGAUGAUGACGAGAGGGACUAUGGACUGAAGCUUUUCAUCACUGAGGAUGAGCUGAAGAAAGUUCAUGAUUUUGAGGAGCAAUGCAUAGAAGAGUACUUCAGAGAGAAAGAUGACAGAUUCCACUCAUCUAAUGAUGAAAGGAUACGAGUCACAUCCGAGAGGGUGGAGAACAUGGCAAUGCGUUUGGAAGAGGUCAAUGAGAGGGAACACUUUAUGAAAGCAUCGCUGCAGACUGUGGAUAUUCGUCUGGCCCAAAUGGAGGAGCUGAUUGGACGGAUUGCUGUGGCUUUAGAACGUGUGACAGGUGUUGAGCGUGUGGAGGUCAACAAAGCGCGCUCCCGGACCUCAUCUGACUGCACAGACUCAGCAUAUAUACUCCGCCAAGCUGAGUGCCCAGAGUCUGCAUACAUCCUCCGCCAAAGCAGCUUUAACAGCACAGAGGGGAAUGCCUACCGCCUUCAGGAGGCACUGGAGGGGACAGCUGAGGGCUCUAUGUCCCCUCCCUCUCCAACUGGCAUGGCUGCUCGGGCAAGAAGUCACUCUUUUUAUGUCGGGGGUGGACGUACUAUCGAACGAGCAAGUGGGGCUGAGCGAGCUGAAAGCUUCUUUAAGGAGCGCUCGCUCAGUCUCCACCGAGCCAAUAGCUCGCAAUCUGUGUCUUCAGCUGCCGCCACCAAGGAGUCUAAGCCCCUCCCACUGGCGACGCUGUCGGUUUCCCAGCAGCACCGUCCAUCAUCGUGCAUUGAUAUCUAUGUCUCAACUUCUGAGGAGGUGGGGCCUGCAGAGGUCUUUCUUGAUCCUCUCCGUGUGGUCCCACCCCUCCAGAGAGACUCUUCACUGCAGUCAGAUAUCAUAGAGAUGGUGCUGCCAGGAGGCCGCGACUUCAGCAGCACUGCUACUAGCGGUUUGGGCGACAGGCACUCGGAGGGCGGCGGAGGCAGCAGUGGAACGACUGGAGCUAUGUAUGACGACAGCGCGGCAGCUGAUUUGUCAUUGUGCUCAGCAAACCUCUUACCAGACACCACCCUACCUCCUUGGGAUGUGGAGCCAUCUCCCCCUCCCUCAGCAGGGCUGCUAGAACGCUCCAAGAGCAGCCGUUACCUCUCCACAACAGGCACAGCGUUCCUGGAUGAGCCUACUCUUGUCAAGUCCCACAGCCUCAUGUUCACGCCUAGAAGUUGUUAUGGUGGAUUGGGGGCAGGAGUCCAGGUGAAGGCUGCAGAAUACACCAGCAUCACUGACUGCAUCGACACCCGCUGUGUAUCAACUCCAUACACACCUGCAGAAUGCUCACACUCACCGGGAGGAUCCACCUCAUUCACCUUUGAUAAGCCGUCAGACAUUAGUUCCUCUCACCCAGAGAGAGAGGCAGAGCUAAGUCACACAGAGUCUGAUCCAGAGGACCCAGAGGACCUGAUACCAGCCUCCGAUACUCCACGCAUAACAGGCCUAGGCAGGCCCAGCGGAGCUCCUCUCUGCUCCACCCUCUCCAGGCUGGAGCGAGCGAACAGCUGCUCCUCAGAUGACUCCCAUCCAUCACUCACUCUGGCUCCUCCGCAUCGGAAGAGUCUGUCAGUGAGUGAGAGGAUGGAGAGGGGACCGGGUUUGGGAGCAGACAGGGGACCUGGGCCUGGGGGGCGGGGUCUUGCUGGACACAGAUACCCUUUCCUCAGGAGCAAGUCUGGAGCAAGACCUGACACAGCCAAAACUGACAGCCUGUCCAUAAGGAAGCUGGCUGCUCCAUCAGCUUUCCACAGCUUUGAUAGACAAAACUAUACGUGACAAGGGCCCACUGGCGCCCUCACGCAUCGUUAGGGCCUAGGUGAAAACUGAAAAGGGCCAAAGUAACAGCAGGAGGAAAUUGCCCAUAGAUGCUGAUGUGGAACAUAUCUAUAUUUUAUUCCAAUGCAUUUUAGAUAUGGAAAGGUUUAGUUAUGAUCAGCAUCUAUGUACAUCACUCAAAAAAGAGCUAUGAAUUUAGACUAGUUUAUACCUCUUGUAGCAAAGUAACUUACAAUGGGGUGCCAUGAAAAUGGAAGUUGUAUUUUUCCUUUAGGUCUUCCACCAACCUUAUACACAUCAAGUAGACAUCGGUCACUGUUUUGCAUCACAUAUCAGUCACCCUAGACAGACAAAAUAUACUGUUAUUCCUACCUGUAUUACGUGGUAGAAACUGUUAAAUCUGAGAGACAAAGAAAGGGACAAGAAUGGAGAUGGAGCUAAUCACUUCAUUUUGUUAUUUUGCGUCAGCAUAAUCAAUGUUAGGUUUCCACUUCAAAAAUAUGUUUUACUCAUUGAAGAAUCCCAACUCAAACCAGAGGGAUACCCAAACCCUAGCUAAUUUAGAAACUGACAAUUUACAACAGGGAAAAUAAGGAUUAAACAUGUUAAUACUUCUCUCUCUCUGUCAACAACCCAAGUAAUCCAUUAAGUUAAUUUUAAACUAAGCAGAAAACAUUUGUUGGUAAUGACAGCUUUAAGACAUAGUCCUGGAGAAAAUAGUAUUGUUCAGGUGUGAUGUGAUAUUGACCAGAUUCCCUUCAGAUCUUUAAGGGUCAUUAGGGGCUCCUCUGUGAUCCUCUGAUCAUCUUCCAUAGAUUUUCGGUUUGCUUUAUUUUAUUUGGAUCAUGGCCUGGCUAAAAAUUGAACCCUUGAUCCUUUUCAGAUUCUUAUCAAGAAUGUCCUGAAAAAUUUCUCCAGUCAUCCUACUUCUUAAAAAACUGCCCUGCACCAUAAUGUUCUAACAUCCAAACUUCAAUGUUUGUAUAGUGUUUUGGGGGUUAUGUGAAGGCCAUCUCCUCUGUAAACAUGGUGUGCACAAUGACAUCCAAAGAAGAAAAUUCUGUUCACAUCUGAUCAGAAUGUAUUCUGCCAGUAUUUCAACGAUGUGUCCAAACGUUCUGAAGUGAACUUUUAACAAUCUUCAAAAUGAUUUUUCUUCAAAAGUGGAGUAUUUUGCAGUGAGUGUUAAUAGAGAUCGAUGUGGUUGAGUGCAUAACUUAUCUCGCUCAUGAAAAAACUCAACCUGCCAAUUCAGUUUUUUUGAGCUCUCUUAUUGGCUCUUUGACCACUCUUGAAUUUGUUUUUGUUUUUUUUGUUAGAAAUCUGGCAAAGAGCCCCUGGACACGGCCAUUAUUUGUUGUGUUCUUUUCACUUUCAUAAUAUGGCCUCAAGUGUUCUCACUUUAGAAUGUAGAAUUUAGACAUUUAAAGAUACAUUUGUAAGUGAUGCUAUCAUUAUAUUUUACAACAAUAUGUUUAUAAAGGUCUUGUGAAAGCUCUUUGCUUUUACCCAUUAUGAGGCUUAUACAGUACCUCAAUUUUUAUUGGCCAACCUUUUUAUUGGCAAUCUAUUAGAGCUGAACAAGCAGCUAUUAUUUGCACUAAUAAGGAAUUUGUUGACCUUCUUAAUAAUGACAAAUUUCAGCUGGUUUCUUGACUUUCUUUCCCUUUUUGCACCAUAUGUUUUUUGUAUGUUCAAUACUAAUUCUCUGAGUCAGUCCAUUAUUACAUAUAAAUACCUCAAUGGAAUCUUUUGAGGUGUAGAUUAUUUGGGUUGGUACAGAAAAUCUUGUGUGAAUUUCACAUCAUUAAAUAUAUUUACAAAGAAAAAUGUUGACAUGUUGAAUACUUACUUUCCCUGCUGUGUGUUGUAUGGAAUGUGGCUGUGGCUAAUGUUUACACACAUAAUCUUUGAAGUAGUCAAGAUAUAAUUCACUUUUUAAAUUAUUAUUGAAUUCAGAAUUAUCAUCAAAAUAACCUGACAAAUCAUGAUUGUCUCUGGAUUAAAAUAACUUUUAAGUUUACGGAAGAUUUCUCUUAUAUUUCUAAACUUGUGUUUUAAUAAUUGGUUGAACAUAAGCAAAAGUGUGUAUGGUGAAUCUACACAGACACAUAAACUUUGUCUGACACCUUUUCAGCCCUGUCCCCAGAACUUUGUCAAGCGCAAUUGCAAAAAAUGAGGACAAUAAACCUACAAUCCUACCUUGGUCUGCCAGAUGAACCUGGUAUCACCUUCUUUUUAAUGUGUUUAACACCACAAAUCUCUCCACUUAAUAAAUUAUAGAUCUGUUGUUAUUAAGCCAUCCUUCAAAUUUUGGCAGUUGUAAUAUUUUUCUGUCCAGCUACACAUAAUCGACCCAUCCUUUAUCUUUUCCAAUCAUUAUCAUUAUCAUUUGUUUAUUACAUUUUUCAGUGAAAUUCAAAGCACGCCACCUCAAAGAGACUAAAAGAAAGCAGCUGAUUGGUGAUACGCCCAAAUAUAAACUAUGUACAGGUCAUAGACAUUUACAUUAAAUAAAAGCACUAAUUUAUGAAUUAACUUUUCAAAAUGCUUAAAAAAUAAGCUGUUGAGCAUAUGCACUUUUGGUGAGAUUUAAGAAAGGUGUGUGUUGUAGAUGACGAAAGAUAAAGAAAGCUGAUCAUCAACUGAUGAUAGCUAGAUUCAUGUUUUUACAUAUUAUAAUAUUUAUUCUGGUGGAAGAAGUAGGCGUGGAGAAAGACGCCUUUCUCCAAUAGAUUUGCAAACUCAAUAUUGGUGAAAUUAUUCAAAUCUAUCUUGAGUUUGAUGUUUUUAAACUCUUUCUCACUAUAUCAAUUCAGUUUAAUUAUGUUGUAUUUAUUCGAGAUGAUGAUUCUUUUUAUAACUAUUUUCUUGCUCAUUAGUGAUAAUAAUAGUAAAUGCCUGUUUGAAUUACAAAAUAAUAUUUAUAUGUUUUCAGUGAUAUUUUUGUCAAAUUUUAAGUAUUUUCUAAUCAAGCUUUUAAAUAUAAUAAAAGAUGACCACCUACAUGCACUAAAUGAUGAUGUACAAUAUUAUUUAUUAAAUAUAGAAUAACCUCAAAUACUGUACAUUUACAUCAUAUUUAAAGUAUUUAAAGUAGUUUCUAUUGUGUGUUUUAUCAAGCAACUUAUGAGAUUUGUUUUACACAGUUGCCAUUAUACCAAACUUAGGGUGCCUUUUGGGCAUGGGUGGAUUAUGUGGGGAUUGACGUGAUUCAAGAAUCUGUGAAGUUACUCAUUUUUGUGUUCUUUUCUUUCAUAUAGGGGUCAGCUAUUAAGAAUUAUUUAUUCAUAGACUUCUGUUUUUCCCUUUUCCAUCUAAUGUACAUAGUGAAGGAAUGGUUAUUAUUAGGAGACUGCAUCAUUGCUUGAAUGGAGAUUUAUUUGAAUACACCAAAAAUUAUAGGAGAUGUCUUUAUCACAAUGCUUUGUGGAUUAAGAGAAUAGAAGAAUCUGUAUGCAAGUGACACUGAGGUGUUAUGAUGAGGACAGAGCUUUUCCACAUGGCUGGUUCUGCUGUUGCAGUAACUCUUCUGUUUAGCUGUCUGUGCAUCACACACCCCAUCUUACAAUCAAAACUUACAGACUGUUAAACAUCUCUAAUUGUUAAUGCGGUAAGACAUUAGGCAACUGUGGUAAGCGCUUUCUUCUGCAUAACCAGACAUCACCAAUCUUUUUUUUUUAAGGAAAACAUCUGUGCAAUGUCCUUUCAACCUACAGGUGCAUCUCAAUAUAUUAGAAUAUAAUAAAAAAUAUGUUUAAAUAAUUCAAUUCAAACUGUGAAACUGAUUUAUUGUAAAGCUUCAUUACACACAAAGUUAUACAACUCAAGUAUUGUUACAUUUGAUGAUUGUAGCUUACAGUGAAUGGAAUACUACAAUUUAGUUUCUCAGACAAAUUGAAUAUUACAUAACAACAAUACAAAAUAAUACCAAAGGUUCUGAACUUAAAUGAAAAUAAAACUGAAGUUAUUUUUGGUCCCAGUUGAAACCGUAGUGCUUCUUCUUCUUCUCCAGAUCUAAGUAGCCUGGAGCAGUUUGUAAAAUCUCAUAAAACAAAUCUACAAAUAUGAACAUCACUUCACUGGCUUCCUGUUCAUUUUAGAAUUGAUUUGAAGUUUUAUUGAUUAUCUAUAAGGCCCUAAAUGGGCUGGCUCCUAUACAUCUAUUUGACCUCCUGCAGCUUAAUGUGCCCUAAAGAUCAGUUAGAUCUAAAGAUCUUUUGAUUUGAGUUUUUCAGAGGUCGAGACUGGUCCACAGAGGUGAUCGGGCCUUCUCUGUUGUAGCUUCUAAACUGUGGAACCAGCUCCCCCUUCAUAUCAAACAGGUUUAAUCUUUUAUUGUUUUUAAGUCUCUUCUUAAAACACACUUGUACUUGGCUUUUAUUACAGCAUGAGAGUUAACUUAUGGUUUUAUUUCAUCGUGUCAUACUUUUUAAUUUUGUUUUUAACUUUGAGCUAUUGUUGGAACUUGUGGUUUUGGUGUCCAGCACUUUGGCACUUUGAAUUUGAUUUAAAGAUGUCUGUCAGAACCUAUCACAAGACAUGCAUGAUUUUUAUACAGAAUAUGCUAGAAUUUACUGUUCUUCCAAUUCUCUUUUAAUCAGGCCCAGUUAAAUAUGCUCUAACUUAUAAUAAAUGAAAAAAUACUAACCUUAUCUUGUUUUCAAGAGGUAAAUCAUCAUCGACUAUCAUUCCUACAAUUAAAAUUGCAAAUGGCACAGAAAUUGAGAUGGUCAAACUACUUUGUGUAAUCCAACAUUCUAAACUUUCUUUCAAAGACCACAUUAACAAUCUUGUGUCUAAAUUAAAAUCAAAGCUUUCUUCUACAGAAACAAGGCCUGUUUCUCUCAACAAGUCUGGGAUUACUUAAUCUCAGCAACAUUGCUUCCUUUUCUGGACUAUGGUGACUCUUUAUGAAUUCACGUAAGCAAAAUCUCAAGAAACUGAUUUCAAUGUAUCACUGUCCUCUACAUUUUAGCACUGGUUGUGAAUAUCUUGUUCACCAUUGUCAUCUGUAUGUAGCUGCUUGUUUUCCUUCCUUUUCUGUUUGCAGACAGGCACACAUGCUUCAUUGUUCCCUCUGUUAAAAACAUUUAUGGACAUGUUGAUUUAAUUUUCCAGCAGGAUCUGACACCUGCCCACAAUUUAAAAGUACCCGAAGUUGCUUUUUUGACUAUUUUAUUGGGUUUUUACCUAAACCCCAUAGAGAGUCUAUGGGGUAUUGUCAAGAAUAAGAUGAAAGACUUCCCAAUCCUCUCAUGGCUGUGGUUAUCCCUAAUGCUUGUACACCUUUUUCAUGACACUUUGUCUGUAACGGUCUCAAAGUCAACUCUCAAGUCACUAGUCUUCCCGAUGAUUGUGUAGGCUAUAAAAUAGCAUUUUUGAAAAUAAAAAACAACAUAAUUUUAUUGGGACUAUGUAACAUUCAGAUUUUUAAAGAAAGAGGAUUUUUGGAUUUUUAAUUGCUGGGUGUAACAAGUCUAAGUUCCUAUGACUUUCGCUUUUUAAAUAGAAUUAGUGAUAAUUACUGUUUUAAAUUACAUUCUAAUUUACUGAGAGGCAUCUGUAUUGUUCUUAACAUCAACUGAAGGUUUGCAGUGCCAAUGGCCGGUCAGUAUCAAUCAUGAAAGUAGAACAGAACUAGAAGCGUGCUGUAGGUGUUCGACACAUGCAAAAGUUCAGAUUUACAGCGUCUUCAACAAAUGUGUGGAUUGCAUUGUGAGAGGAUGACCCUAGAUCAGUGCUCAGGGACAACAUUACCCAAGUGAUGCAAGAUAUGAAGUGUUUCACUGAGACUCAGUGGAUUAAGACAAGGAAGAGAAAGAAAAGAACUGAACAGUUUGUUUAGAAGGCGUCCAAAAUAAUCACUGUGCUUUAUAAGUCUAACCCAGAAUUUGUACGUGUGUGUGUGUAUAUAUAUAUCUAUAUAUCUAUAUAUAUAUAUAUAUAUAUAUAUAGAUAUAGAUAUAGAUAUAUAUAUAUGUGUGUGUGUGUAUGUGUAUUGUCUUGAAAAAUAGCAAUAGCAAAUAAACGAAUGUCUUCAUUCUAGCUUAUCUUGCUCACACUUUGAAGUGUAAAUUACUGACAGUAAAAACAAAAGGGUGGGAUUUUCUCUCUCUCUUUUUUCCAGUUUGUUUCUUAUAGUGCUUAUUUGGUGUAGGCUUUGGUCACGUACAGUCGCUGCUCCAAUUUUGAACCAAAUCAAACUAAACUGUCAAACCAAAUGGAAACAGGCUGAGAUGCAUUCUCUCGACCUUUGGCUACCAAGCUAUGACAGUCGGUGAUUAAAGGAAAUAAGUUUUAACAGUUCAGCUGAAGUUCUGCGUGACAACAAAUGACUGUGUUUUGACUUUGGCCCUCCCUUUUUGGCCUGUUAUGAUUUUUUUUUUUGUAGUCCCCACUCCAAAGAAUAUCGGAUAACAGACUUGUCCUUGGCAUGUAGAAACAGUGGUAUGAUUUAUACAUCGACAUGGCUGUUGUGGAAGAGCUGUUUUUGAGAUGUGAAUGUGACUUGCAUGCAUGUGAAACCAGACAUUUAGAAUACACCAUUCACAGGAAGGCAUGCCAGGACAACACAAACCACCAUAUAGUCUCAGUGUACAGUAUUUUAAAAAUAUUUUCCUAUUCUAUAUUAUACAUUGUGGGGGAAAGACGCGCAUUUAUUGAUGAUCAACAGAUAGUUUUUUUUAUUUUCCUUUCUAUAAAAUCUGUAUACUAGUAGGCUGAAGGAGAGUUUUAUGCACACAUAUUUCUGCAAUAAUUACUGAUGUUAAACUAAAAGGGACUUAGUGGAUCCCACCUAUUGGUCACACUUAAUUUUAUGUCCUUAAAAUGCAUGCAGUUCUUCCACUCAGCUUGUACACAGAUGACUUGUAAUGUUAACCAAGAGAAAGACGGAAAUAAAUGAUCUUAUGAAAUAAAAGUAGUGCGUAUUUGGAUGCAAAUACACAUCUGUACUCUUCAAUGUGAAUAGGAUUCUGUCUGGCAUGCAUUGUUAAAUAAACAGUUACAUAGAUUGG
Molecule: messenger RNA, 13402 nt
Organism: Girardinichthys multiradiatus
Lineage: Eukaryota; Metazoa; Chordata; Actinopteri; Cyprinodontiformes; Goodeidae
Gene: trpm3
Product: transient receptor potential cation channel, subfamily M, member 3
Exons: 26
Coding region: 1020-6383 (1787 amino acids)
Biological process (GO): protein tetramerization; monoatomic cation transmembrane transport
Cellular component (GO): membrane
Molecular function (GO): monoatomic cation channel activity
Source: RefSeq, a predicted model, not a curated record